Zingiber officinale is the source of this 1781-nucleotide messenger RNA. RefSeq lists its product as uncharacterized. The record is from RefSeq and is a predicted model, not a curated record. Lineage: Eukaryota; Viridiplantae; Streptophyta; Magnoliopsida; Zingiberales; Zingiberaceae. The coding region runs from base 410 to 1345 and encodes 311 amino acids. The transcript is spliced from 3 exons. Gene Ontology annotation, molecular function: phosphoglycerate dehydrogenase activity.
UAAAUCGAAAAAAAAACGAUAUUUUUCAUCGAUCCCUAUCCAUUUCGAGAGGAAGCGAGCGAAGCCGACGUCAAGGAAUCCGUCGUCGCUCUCAUCCUCGAUUUGCCUGUCUGUGGCCGUCGCUUUCCCUGCUCUUCCUCCAUCCACGUUGGAGAAAAAAAUUGUGGCCUUUUCGGCUAUGUCGAUUGCUCGCACGGUCCGUUCGAAUCCGCGCAUUGAUGACUCACGAGAUCUUGAUAGGGAGAGCAGAUUGGGAUUCGGGCACCGAGAUCUAUCGCUUUGCCGAUGAAGGAUCAUCAAUAUCUUUUGAGUUCUUCUUCCCUAUCAAUGACACAAAUGUGGUAUUAAUUAGCAACACAGGAAUAAUAUAGAGAAAAGAGAGAGAGAGAGAGAGAGAGAUCACUUCGACAUGGGUACUGCCUCCCACAAAUUGCCCAAGUUCCAUAGGAACGAGGAUAAUAGGAACAUCAUCAUCCACCCUCUGUACCUUCCCAAGUCAUCACCAUGGCUUGAUUUGAAGGUCUUCUAUGUGAGAUUGAGCAAUUAUGAGGUUGGCGAAUCAACGCCUGAGCAUCUCACUAUCAAGCACACCUCCUUGACUCCUGAUACCAUUUUAGAAAUCAAUGGAAGAAGAAGCGGUAUUUACUCGGACUGUGUUUCCUGCUUGCUUAGAAGAGAUAGGAUGGAUAAGAAAUCAGAAGAAGCUACUUUUGUUGGAACAGAUUGCAUAAGGAUGACUGGAAGUGUGAGUUUUGAUGUUUGGGAUGGAGACGAUAUGCUGCUUAGUGGAGUGCUGGAGCUGGGAGAUAGGAAUGGUUUGAAGGCUGAAACAAAGAUAAGUAAAAGCAAAUGGCGCAUCAAGUGCUGCAUUGUUUCUACAGCGGCCUUUCGCUUUUUGGAUGACAAGAUUAAGAGUUCAGAAUCUUCUGCAGUUGCACCUCUAAUUGAAGUUUAUAUUGCUGGGUGUUCCUCAGGAUCUCCCAUUAUCUUCACUAAGACUAUGAGACUUCCUGGACGAAUGAAAUGCCAGAAGAAGCUAAUGCAAGAUUCAAUCCUAGAUAACAAUUCCAUGGAUACGACGAAAGAUUUACCACUCAAAGAUGUUUCACAGGAAACUCAAAAUGGAGAUGACAAAUCUGAAAAUAGCACAGACAUGGACUAUGAGAACUUGCAACCUAGUGCAGAUUACGUAGACGAGGAUGGCGAACUCUCAUGGUUUAAUGAAGGUGUCAAAGUUGGAGUCGGGAUCAGUAUCAGUGUUUGUAUCGGUAUCGGAAUUGGUGUUGGUUUGCUGAUCCGCACAUACCGAGCCACGAGUCGAGACUUAAAGAGGAAAUAUUUUUGAACGUGAAUUAGUGAUCCUACCUACGCGAUGCCAUGCUUCAACCUUUGGAUGUGAUUCAAGAUGGCACAAAUUUAGGGCAGGAAACCCCAAAAUGCAUUAUCAUGCUGAAGAAAAUGCUUGCUGCUGCCCUCAUGGUCCUUCUGUUGGAUACUGAAAUCUCUUCUAUCUUGAUUCUGCUGAUAGUUUCAGGGCAUGGAGGGUUUCUGCUUAGGGCAGAGUUCUAGCUUCUGAUUAAUUUUCAGAAACUUGAAUAAUAAAAUAUGGUGAAUCUUUUUGACAGGUUUUUUUGCUCUAUCCUCGAAUUAAAUCUGUCAGAAUUUUAGCUACAAAAUGUUCUGCUGUAACAAUAAUGUUGUUCUCAUUCAAUUUCCAGAAAAUGGUUCUGUAAAAUACAUUUGAUGAUAUAAUUAUAUAGGUAUUUUCUUUAUGAUAAAAA